AUCAAAAGGUCAGUUCAUCCAUAUACAACGAAAGAUAACAAAAUUACCAUUAACGUGGAAAUCAAUAUGACCCGAUUCCUAACCGCAUUAACACUUGCCAUAUUUUGCCUCGAAUUUGCAAGUUGUGAAUUGACUCUCGAAAAUGUGUACGCUGAAGUGUUAAGUCUACGCACUGUGGUGAAAAGUAUGGAAGAGAAACUGCUAGUCCAAGAGGUGCAAAUGGGGGAACUAAACAAAAUAAUUAGUGAACAGCGGGAUCUUCUGGACCAAGCAAGGGCAGAAAAUAGGGAAAGUUCUUGGGAGGUACCCCAUACCGAAGAGGGGACGAAGACGAAAGAAUUUUUAAGAGGUCAACAAGAGGGAGUAUCUGUUUCUGACGUCAUUUCAAAUAAUACGUCAUCAUACUUCACACACCAUCCUCAAGAUAAGGAACCAAUAAACGGAGGGCACAGAUUCCACAGAGGAAUCGAUGGCUUUCUGCGGCAAGAUCGGCUGUUGGAUGUCUCCACGCCGCCGCCUCCAAGCAAAAACACGUCAUCUGUCGUGGCUUUCUAUGCUUAUUUAUCCACAACACUUGGCCAGACAGGUCUGGGACCUGAUCACACCAUCAAAUUCGAUGUCGUAAAAACCAACCAAGGGAAUGGCUACCACUCGGGAUCUGGAGUUUUCAUUGCCCCUCAGACCGGUUUUUACGUUUUCACAUGGACAAUUAGAGUGGGCUCUUACGAUCACUCGUCCCCUAAUUUUCAUUCCACUGAAAUCGUCAUCAACAAUAAUGUUUACGGUAGUUCCUACGCGCUCGCCAUUUCUGACAGCAGCAGGGAUGAUAGCGGAACCGGAACUGUAGUUGCGCAUGUCAAUCAGGGUGAUGACGUCUACAUCAAGACUCAUUCUUCCCACCACGGAGGUGGUGGCAUUCUGAGAGAAGGAGUUGGCAGAUCUUCAUUUUCAGGAUGGAAACUAAAUUAAAUUAAUGCAUUGAUUUACAGGUUCAAUAAACAGGUCGAGACCACUAUAUUUUGUGACGUCGGCAUAAAUUUGCAUACUAAAUUA
This is a messenger RNA of Magallana angulata, 1053 nucleotides long. RefSeq lists its product as uncharacterized. Lineage: Eukaryota; Metazoa; Mollusca; Bivalvia; Ostreida; Ostreidae. The coding region runs from base 67 to 969 and encodes 300 amino acids. Gene Ontology annotation, molecular function: protein binding. The record is from RefSeq and is a predicted model, not a curated record. The transcript is spliced from 2 exons.